Molecule: messenger RNA, 483 nt
Organism: Arachis ipaensis
Lineage: Eukaryota; Viridiplantae; Streptophyta; Magnoliopsida; Fabales; Fabaceae
Source: RefSeq, a predicted model, not a curated record
AUGAGUCCCUUUCGUAUUGUUUUUGGGAAGCCUUGUCAUCUCCCUGUGGAAAUCCAACAUAGAGCCUAUUGGGUGGUGAAGAAUUGCAAUCCAGAUUUAAAGGGGGCAGGAAUGGAACGUAAACUUCAAUUGGAGGAAUUAGAGUGUCUUAGGUUAGAAGCAUACGAGAAUGCUCAGUUUUACAAGGAGAAAGCCAAGACAUUCCAUGACCAAAAUAUUAGGAGGAAGAGUUUUAAGAUAGGUGAUGAAGUGCUUGUGUACAAUUCGAGGUUGCGAUUGAUGCCCGGGAAGUUGAGAUCUAGAUGGGAUGGUCCAUUAAAGGUGGUGGAUGUCAAGCCUUAUGGAGUGGUGGAGGUGAUUCACCCUAUCAAUGGGACCAAGUUUAAAAUCAAUGGUCAUAGGGUGAAGCUCUAUCACACUCAACCAAAGAAUGCCAAGGAGUUGGAGAUAUUCCUCCUUGGAGAAGUUUCAAGUGACCAAUGA